Larimichthys crocea (large yellow croaker) is the source of this 2017-nucleotide messenger RNA. RefSeq lists its product as uncharacterized. Gene Ontology annotation, molecular function: integrin binding. The coding region runs from base 681 to 1436 and encodes 251 amino acids. The transcript has 4 exons. Gene Ontology annotation, biological process: cell adhesion. The record is from RefSeq and is a predicted model, not a curated record. Lineage: Eukaryota; Metazoa; Chordata; Actinopteri; Sciaenidae.
GCAUGGGGGGAGGGUUCGCUUUGAGUCGGGGGAAGAGGGGAUGGGGGCGGACAACCGACUAGAUGUCAGUGUUACACUCAUAUCUAGUGUGUAGUGUGUCUGCAUGUAGUGUGUUUGCAUGUUGUUCCUUUAAUUAUAGCGCUACCGUCUGGCUUAUUUGGGUCAUUGCUUGUGAAGCAUUUAAACAUCAUGUCCAGUUAUGGGGACAAAUUUCAUGUCUUGAGCUGGAUGACAAAUAACAUGGACUCAACCCCUGUUUGUGGGACUAUGGUAUUGUGCUUUAGAUUGAGUUAAGUUCAGAGUUAGCCUGGGGGAAGGUGACUCAUUUUUUUAUUUUAUUUUUUUACAAUUAAAAUAAAAGCCUGUCUUUAGUUUUGUAAAACUGUCAAACAUCCUUUAUACUAACUUGCCUAUCACUACAGAGCACUCUAAUGUAAGCCCUCAGGAAGCGUCUGGGUCUGAUGAUAAGUCGAGGUAACUUGAGGUCGCUACAGAUAAAACUACAAAAACAGGGUGUUUGCUGUAAAAUGAGACGACACUGAUCAAGAACUGCACAAUUUUUACAAACAAAAGUUGAACUGAAGUCAUAGUUUCACUUUCACACUGCUUUUCUGACCAUUUUGUCAGAAGCUUUUAUACGAGACUGCAUCAUUUGCUCCACAAAACUAAUUAAGGACAUUAUGUUCUUCCACUUCUUACUUUUGAUGACUUGUUCUGUGAGGUUUCUGCACGGCUCCCAUGUGUCCCAUUGUGAUGAAAGCUGUGCAGAUAAACCUGUGUUUACGCCGUCCCAACUGGUAGUCAGGUAUGGCAGCUCAGCUUCUGCCACGUGCUCUGUGUGUCAGCAUGCUUGCCUCACACAACUAAGUGGUUUGGAGGUAUCUGUCGGACGGCUGAGACAAAAUGGAACCAUGAUAUGGUGGCAGGUUAAGAGACUGACUGAAUGGGACAUGGAUGCAGCAUGCUAUUAUAAUAUGGAUGACAGACAGUGUUGUAGCACACUGCCAGUGACCGUCUACAAGCCUCCAGAUAAUGUGUCAAUCAGCUUUGUCGGUCACACUCUGGAGUGUAUAGUCCAGAACGUUGCUCCUGUUAAAAACCUCACUGUGACCUUCUACAGAGGACAGACAGCACUGGAUCAACAGUUCAGCAGCAAUGCAAAUAAGAAACCAAUAAUUGCGAGCUUCACUUUAGACAUUACCACCAGUAAAAAAGUUAGCGGAGGACAGUACUGGUGUGAAGCGAAGCUAGAUCUGGGACCCGAAGGCCCACAGCCUCCUCCAGUGAUGAGCUCACAAAACAUCACUGUUGCUAUGGAACAUCUUCCAGAUCCAUCCGUCAUCCAAUCAGGAUACCUCCAGCUCUUUUUAAUUCCCAUAGUAACUGUGAUCAUCAUCAUCACCAUCAUUGUCUUCAUCAUCUUCAAAUCUUCAUGAAAGGUUUCCAUGAAAUUAGUGUUUGAAGCCACAGAGUCUGGUAUAAUUAUGUUUAAUGUGCUUUUUAUUUUAUUUUUUUGACUGCUCUAGUUGUUUUUUAUAUUUCAAAAUGAAACAAUGCAAAUCAAAAUUUUCAGUUUAGACUCUAAGAGGGCAGCCUGCUGUCGUGCAAAGUAUUUUUGAGAUUUUACCACUAGAUGGCGGUAGACUGACUAUGAACACAACCCUUCUUCUUGCUCCCAUGUUUUUAGGUAUUGACAGUAAGUAAAAUAAUAUUUCACACACUUUUGAGUGCCAAGAUAAUCCCUGCACCUGACAGGUGUGGCAUAUCAAAACACUAAUUGAACAGCAGUUUGCGUCUGCUUUGGACUGGUCACUCUAACAUCUAAAAUGUGCAGUUUUAACUCAGAAAAAAGACUACAGGGCUACAGAUACCAAUUUCCCUUACUAAUAUUCAUUGUCUUUUUUGAAAUAUCCAAGUAAACUAAUCUAAAGUGCUCAAUAACAAAUGUUUUAACAAGUCUGUGAACAAUAUUUGAGAGAAAUGUACUUCCUUUGUGCAAAGAAGAAGUCUUUUUUUU